This is a messenger RNA of Leopardus geoffroyi (Geoffroy's cat), 939 nucleotides long. Its product is annotated as olfactory receptor 52E8. Gene Ontology annotation, molecular function: G protein-coupled receptor activity; olfactory receptor activity. Lineage: Eukaryota; Metazoa; Chordata; Mammalia; Carnivora; Felidae. The transcript has a single exon. Gene Ontology annotation, cellular component: membrane. Gene Ontology annotation, biological process: G protein-coupled receptor signaling pathway. The coding region runs from base 1 to 939 and encodes 312 amino acids. The record is from RefSeq and is a predicted model, not a curated record.
AUGGCUAUGCCUAAUGACACCCAGUUCCAUCCUUCUUCGUUCCUCCUCCUGGGUAUCCCAGGGCUAGAAGAUGUGCACGUCUGGAUUGGAUUUCCCUUUUUCUUUGUGUAUCUUGUUGCACUCUUGGGGAACGCUGCUGUCCUGUUUGUGAUCCAGACUGAGCAUAGUCUCCAUGAGCCCAUGUACUACUUCCUGGCCAUGUUGGAUUCCAUCGACCUGGGCUUGUCCACAGCCACCAUCCCCAAAAUGCUGGGCAUCUUCUGGUUCAGCCUCAGGGAUAUAUCUUUUGAAAGCUGCCUUUCCCAGAUGUUCUUCAUCCACUUCUUCACUGCCAUGGAGAGCAUUGUGUUGGUGGCCAUGGCCUUUGACCGCUAUGUUGCCAUUUGUAAACCCCUUCGGUACACCAUGAUCCUCACCAGCAAAAUCAUCAGCCUCAUUGCAGGCAUGGCUAUUCUGAGGAGCCUGUGCAUGGUGGCCCCUCUGGUAUUUCUCCUCCUGAGGCUGCCCUUCUGUGGGCACUAUAUCAUCCCUCAUACCUACUGUGAACACAUGGGCAUUGCUCGCCUGGCCUGUGCCAGCAUCAAAGUCAACAUAAUAUUUGGUCUUGGGGACAUGUCUAUUUUAUUAUUGGAUGUGCUCCUUAUAAUUCUCUCCUAUGUCAGGAUCCUCUAUGCUGUCUUCUGCCUGCCUUCCUCGGAGGCCCGACUCAAAGCUCUCAACACCUGUGGCUCUCACAUUGGUGUUAUCUUAGCCUUUUUCACACCAGCAUUUUUCUCUUUCUUGACACACCGUUUUGGCCACAACAUCCCCCAAUAUAUCCACAUCCUCUUAGCCAACCUAUAUGUGGUUGUUCCGCCAGCUCUCAAUCCUGUAAUCUAUGGGGUCAGGACCAAGCAGAUUAAGGAGCAGGUUUUGAGGAUCUUUUUAAAAGACAGUUAA